Molecule: messenger RNA, 941 nt
Organism: Teleopsis dalmanni
Lineage: Eukaryota; Metazoa; Arthropoda; Insecta; Diptera; Diopsidae
Exons: 4
Coding region: 187-780 (197 amino acids)
Source: RefSeq, a predicted model, not a curated record
CUGCUGGGUGUUUGAAAACAAUGUCAAAAAACUGGCAUCACUCUAUAUUACAACAAAUGUCAAAUAAUGGCGCUCUUAGCAUUUUCUUUUAAUUUCAUAAUUAAACGGCACUUAUUACUAUUUGUAAAGUUAUUGUAGUAAUAUUGCGUUGUUUUGCGUGUGCGUUUCAAGUACAGUAAUAACGGAAUGGCCGAGGAAAAAGAAAAAGCCAAUGAAAUACAAGAAGAAGUUGUUAAAAAUGCUAAAGAUGAAUAUUCUGCAGUUUUUCAGCAAAUGGUAGCAAAGUUGAGUGCCGAGCAUUUUGAACCAUUUGCUAAAGUCUUUAAGGAAAAAGAGAAUUCAAUAUUGAAGUUUCCGGAGGAUUGGUUGAAACAAAAACUAUUGAAAGGAAUUCAACAUACGCAGGAUAAGCUUUGGUCAGUAGAAAAUGUUGGGACAAAUUUAGCUUAUCUCCAAAUAUUGAAGGAAAAAUAUAAAGAACAUGCACAUAAAAAUUGGAAAUAUGAAAAUAAGAGCCCAGAGGCUCGUACGAUACCCACUUUUAUGUUUUACAAGGAAAAGAAAAUACGCUUUAUGCAGAAACAAGUCGAAAGUCAGGAGGCAAAAUUGGCGGAUUUGCGCACAAAAGUUAUGAACAAACGUGCACAUUUAAAAGAGAUUGAGCAAGCACGCGUGUUGCUUAAAGAAAGCAUGAUCCGUCAUACUAAAAUAUUUGAAGAAAUCAAGGCUGACUUAAAACAAGUGUUGCAGGAUGCAAAACUUUUGGAAAACUCUCCUUAAUCUUCCAGUGCUCAGCAUUUCAUUUGUUUUUUUUUCUUAAUAAUAUGUACUUUUAGUUAUUUAUUAAUAAUAGAGGUAUAUUCUAUUUAAUAUUUAUAUUCUUCUAUGUGAAAUAUUUUUGCAUGAAGUGAAUAACGUGCUGUGAGUUGUUUAAAUAUAUC